This is a messenger RNA of Morone saxatilis (striped sea-bass), 2477 nucleotides long. It is a transcript of the gene mgat1a, whose product is annotated as alpha-1,3-mannosyl-glycoprotein 2-beta-N-acetylglucosaminyltransferase a. Lineage: Eukaryota; Metazoa; Chordata; Actinopteri; Moronidae. Bases 502 to 1836 code for a protein of 444 amino acids. Gene Ontology annotation, biological process: protein N-linked glycosylation. The transcript is spliced from 3 exons. The record is from RefSeq and is a predicted model, not a curated record. Gene Ontology annotation, cellular component: Golgi apparatus. Gene Ontology annotation, molecular function: alpha-1,3-mannosylglycoprotein 2-beta-N-acetylglucosaminyltransferase activity.
UCUCCUCCUCCUCCUCCUCCUCCUCCUCUUCCAGUCUUGCGAGAACCGAGACAAACUAAGGGGCGUUAAGUUGCUUUUACAGCCGGGAAACUACCGAGAGAGCAGUUCUACGUCGGCUCCACACGGCCUCUCGGCUGCAGUCGUUUAACUUUCGCAGGUUGUCAUCGAAGAAGCGGCGGAGAAAAUGGUCCGAAGAGGAAGAAGUGGACGCGCUGUCAGGAUGGAAGAUGAUAUUGGAAGUUGAGGCUCUCUCAGAAUCACCACUUCACUGCAAGAUGUGUCCUGCCCUUCGUCGUAUUUUCUCCAUCUUCGCUUUACUAAACUUUAGUUACUGCACAGUGAGCCAACUAGGUGUGACCCCCAGAUCUUUGAUCAUGCACUUGUGAUGAUACACAGGCUGCCCUUCCCAUAUCCCAUUCCUAUUGUCUGUGACAAGGACACGUCUUUCUAUUCAGACCCUGUCCUCUCGAACCCACCUCCCUCCCUUGGAUUUUCUGUGCCAUGAUCCGCAAGAGAGGCUCUCUCAUUCUUUGUGGUACGUUCCUGUUUAUCACCUGGAACGCCAUACUGGUGUUACUGCUGUGGGGAAGACCCCCACCUGGCCAGCCGGGCGAGCCUGGCCGAGGGCAGGGAGAAGUGGGUGAAAGGCCUACUAAUGACGUGGUGGGGGAUGUGCUCCGAAUGGCGGACACGUUCGAAGCAGAACUUGAAAGGCAGAAACAAAUCCUGCUGCAGAUCCAGAAUCAUCAGUCGCUGUGGGAGACGCCAAACAAAGACGGGCCGAAGGUUGCCGUCCCCCGUCGUCAACCUGUCAUUCCUAUCCUGGUUAUCGCCUGUAACAGAGUCACAGUGAGACGCUGCUUGGACAAACUCCUGCAGCAUCGUCCUUCAGCAGAGCUUCACCCAAUCAUAGUGAGUCAGGACUGUGGACACGCCGAGACCGCUGAGGUUAUUCGUUCUUAUGGAAGUCAGGUAACUCAUCUGAAACAGCCGGACUUGUCGGAUAUCGCCGUGCCACCGCAGCACAAGAAGUUUCAGGGUUACUACAAAAUCUCCAGGCAUUACCGCUGGGCUCUCAACCAGGUGUUCAAGACCCUCUCUCAUUCCUCGGUUGUGAUUGUAGAGGAUGACCUGGAGGUGGCGCCAGACUUCUUUGAGUACUUCCGAGCCUCGCUGCCACUCCUGAAAUCCGACCCCAGUCUGUGGUGUGUGUCAGCCUGGAAUGACAAUGGCAGGGAUGGCUACGUGGAUCCAGGUAAAGCUAACCUGCUCUACCGGACAGACUUCUUCCCUGGCCUGGGGUGGAUGCUCCUCAAGGAGGUGUGGGAGGAGCUGGAGCCCAAGUGGCCCGCUUCAUUCUGGGACGACUGGAUGCGUCACCCAGACCAGCGCCGCAACCGUGCCUGUAUACGCCCAGAGAUCUCACGAACUUUGACCUUUGGCCGGCAAGGUGUGAGCCUGGGUCAGUUUUAUGACAAGUAUCUGCGUUAUAUUAAACUGAAUACCGAAUUUGUGCCUUUCACCAAGUUAGACCUGAGUUACUUGAAAGAGGAGACGUACAGAGAGGUUUUUGAGAAGGAAGUUUACAGUGCUCCCGUGGUUACAUAUGAAGAUGUUAAGCAGGGUACGCUAAAAGGACCUGGGCCCUUCCGCCUUCAAUACUCAAGUAAGGACAGUUUCAAAGUGAUGGCCAAGAACCUGGGAAUCAUGGAAGACUUGAAGUCUGGAGUCCCAAGGGCAGGAUACAGAGGGGUUGUCAGUUUCAUCUCACGAGGACAUAGAAUCUACUUAGCCCCUCCUCCAGGAUGGACCAAGUACGAUACCACCUGGAGCUGAUGAUCCACAUAAUCGAGUCUUUUUGUAAAUGUCAGCUGGGGAAAGCAAAGCAUUCCAGACCAAAGACUGAUGUCCUUAAAGUUUGUCUUUGAAUGAUCUAGUUUAUUGUCCCUGAUAAUGCAGAAUGGAUUGUCUCUCUUUUCUGGUGUAGGGUUUAUUGCCAAUGCCACUCAGGUCUUUUUCAUUAUUCCAAAAUGUUUCUUACAGUGUAGGAUACAGCCUAAACAGUUCGUUAGACAAAACUGCUGUUACUCACCAGAGAUCUAUUUUUUAUAAAAUGCUAAUUGUGCACAUGACAUUCAUUAAUGCAUUUAAUGCAAUUACCUAGUUUGCCACUUUUGUUUAAAUUAUUUGCAAUUUCUGGUAUCCUAUGUGAAAUGUUUAUGUCUGAUACAAAUAUGAAAACAUAAUCUGUGGUAUGGUUGCUUAUAUUUGUGGUGACUGGUCAUAACUGCAGUAUAAUCCGUCAUUUGAUUCUCAGUGUUUGUCCUCUAUGAAAAUCACUUUUCCUGCUUACAUUUUAAUGUCAAAUAAUUUUGUUUAAUGAUUUUUCAAAUGUACUCCUUGCAGGUUUGUAACCUUGCAAACUACAGCAUUUGUGUUUGUUUUUUUUGGAAUAAAAAAACAAUACACUUGUUUAA